Molecule: messenger RNA, 3390 nt
Organism: Parus major (Great Tit)
Lineage: Eukaryota; Metazoa; Chordata; Aves; Passeriformes; Paridae
Gene: GPAT4
Product: glycerol-3-phosphate acyltransferase 4
Exons: 12
Coding region: 1721-3112 (463 amino acids)
Biological process (GO): triglyceride biosynthetic process
Cellular component (GO): endoplasmic reticulum
Molecular function (GO): glycerol-3-phosphate O-acyltransferase activity
Source: RefSeq, a predicted model, not a curated record
GUCACAGCUGAGCCCCUCUCUACCGCGGCCGCCGGCCCAGGGGCCGGUCUGACCAGUUUACCAGCACGGGUCCUGGUCCUGAUGGGUGACAGGGUGGCAUAAUGGGCAGCGGCACGUGUGGCUGACCAGCUGCCUCUCCCUGGACACGGUCUGUGCAUAUGCCUUUGAAGCACUAACACUUCUUAAGAUUAUUGGUACAGCAGCUGGAACACGGAGUACAGGGGAGCAAGAGGAUCUUUACAGACUCUCCUUUGCCCUGUGUGCUUGUCAGGUACCUGUUAAAUCCAGCCUCAGGUUGAGACUCUGUAGCCUGGUGAAGGUGGUGUCCAGAGGGGAGUCUCCCCUGAGCAGACUCAUUUUUUAUCAUAAGCUACAGAUGGCCCUGUGGGUGUGUGACCUUUGACUGGUCCCUGUGCCCAGGCAAAUUCCUCUUUGACUAAUCAUCGUCAGUAAUUCUUCCCUUAGGCUCACUUCCUGUCCUGAACUGUUUGUAAAUCUGCCCUGCUGUGUCACUGGGGAUGAGAUGUACAGGAGCAGAGGAAGUGAUGCCUACCCAGGAAUUGGGUACCUGGCUUCCUCAAGUGCUCUUGGGUGCCCCUGAAAUGAGAGACGUGAUAAGAUCUUUGUCACGAGGAAGGGUUUUCUGUCACUCCUUUCCUGUACUUGAGACCUGAUUGCAGCAUCCUGUGCCAUAGGUGUGGUUCUGGAUGAGUCUGCUCCAUCUGAGGUGUGUGUGGUAUGAAAAUACAGGAUGAAUGACAGCAGGAGGUGAUUCCCAAGGCUGUGACAGUGACAGGCAAUAGCUAGAAUGUCAGUCUCAGCAAGGGUGAGACUCAGACUCAGUCUUGCUGUGUCUUGGGAGCUGCUCUGAAUGGUGUGACCUCAGCCCAAGUCCUGCCUUCCAGGUUUCAGAGUGCACUGUCUCUGGCCUCCUGCCACGUUCUCUGCGUUGACACCUCUCCAGUCUGCUGACUUCAGUUGCUCUCCUCCACUGCUGCUGGUGGCAUGUGAGUGCCACAUCUGCCAAGAAGCCAACUUGCUGUUUGAAAGCGUUCCAGGGACACAAGCUUCAUUCGUGUCUGUAAUGACCCUUCAGCGUGAGUGCAUGCCAGAGGCCUCCAGAAUUAAACUUGUUGCAGGCGUCAUGCAAGGACCCGUACUGGUGCGCAUGUCCUCGUGGGGAGAACAAUAAUAGCUCCACAUACGGUCGGCUCCUGUGAGUGCCAACUCCCUCGAUCUCCUCCAAUGCAGGCUCAGGGAUGGACUCCACCUUGUCCCUCUGAAGAGACUCUGCAUGCUCUCAGCAGCCAGGAGGGGAUUCUGCUGCCAGAUUCUCCACAAGCUGCCCCACGGCAGGACUUGCUUAGUGGCAGCCUGGGAGGGGAUCCGUUCCUGCAGUCGUGUUGCUGCCGUGCCCAGCACCUGCCUGUGGACAAACCAGCGUGUGUGCACUGUCUGCUCUGAGCUCUUUGGCCUGCACUGUCCGAACUCACCUGAGCUCCUGGCGGACUCCUGGCUUGUUUUCCCAAGUGCUCUCGCUGAUCCUGUGGCAUUCCUUCUCAGUCCCAAAAGGAUGUGAACUUUGGAAUGGGGUCUCUGAACACGCUGCAGACUCGGUGCAUGUGUGAGGCUGUUGCUGAGUAACAGGAGGACUGAUUCAUUGCUGCGAGCAGCCCUUCUGUCUGGCUGCAGGGCACCAGCCUUGCUUGGGCCCUUCACCAUGUUCAUCCUGCUCCCCUUUGACAGCCUAGUGGUUAAUCUUUUGGGGAUUUCCAUAACUGUCCUCUUCACUCUUCUUCUGGUUUUCAUCAUUGUACCAGCAAUUUUUGGAGUCUCCUUUGGCAUCCGCAAGGUUUACAUGAAAACUUUAUUAAAGAUUUUUCAGUGGGCAACACUGAGAAUAGAGCGUGGUGCCAAGGAGAAGAACCAUCUGUUGUACAAGCCCUAUGUCAAUGGUAUCAUUGCAAAGGAGCCAACAUCACUGGAGGAGGAGAUCAAGGAGAUCCGCCGGAGCGGCAGUGGCAAAGCCCUGGACACCCCUGAGUUUGAGCUCUCAGAUAUCUUCUAUUUCUGCCGCAAAGGCAUCGAGACCAUCAUGGAUGAUGAAGUGACCAAGAGGUUCUCAGCUGAAGAGCUGGAGUCCUGGAAUUUGCUCAGCAGGACCAACUACAACUUCCAGUAUAUCAGCCUGCGCCUCACUGUGCUCUGGGGACUUGGUGUGCUCAUCCGCUACUGCUUCCUUCUGCCCCUCAGGAUAGCCCUGGCAUUUACUGGCAUCAGCUUGUUGGUGACUGGUACCACAGUGGUGGGAUAUUUGCCAAAUGGAAGGUGUAAAGAUUUCCUGAGCAAACACGUCCACCUGAUGUGUUACCGGAUCUGCGUGCGUGCCCUCACAGCCAUCAUCACCUACCAUGACCGAGAAAACAGACCUCGGAAUGGAGGCAUCUGUGUGGCCAAUCACACCUCCCCCAUUGAUGUGAUCGUCCUGGCCAGUGAUGGCUACUAUGCGAUGGUCGGUCAGAUCCAUGGAGGGCUCAUGGGUGUGAUACAGAGAGCCAUGGUGAAAGCUUGUCCCCAUGUCUGGUUCGAACGUUCUGAGGUUAAAGAUCGUCACCUCGUCGCCAGAAGGUGUGACAGUCGCUGGCUGCAGGGGCUCACAGAACAUGUCCAGGACAAAAGCAAACUGCCCAUUCUUAUUUUUCCAGAAGGAACAUGCAUCAACAACACAUCUGUGAUGAUGUUCAAAAAGGGGAGCUUUGAAAUUGGAGCCACAGUUUACCCUGUAGCCAUCAAGUAUGACCCACAGUUUGGAGACGCUUUUUGGAACAGCAGCAAAUACGGCAUGGUGACCUACCUCCUCAGAAUGAUGACCAGCUGGGCCAUUGUCUGCAGUGUCUGGUACUUGCCCCCAAUGACCAGGCAGCCUGAAGAGGAUGCAGUGCAGUUUGCCAAUCGAGUGAAGUCAGCCAUUGCCAGGCAGGGGGGCCUUGUGGAUCUGCUUUGGGACGGAGGACUGAAAAGGGAGAAGGUGAAAGACGCCUUCAAGGAGGAGCAACAGAAACUCUACAGCAAAAUGAUUGUAGGCAGCCAUGAAGACCGGAGCCGCUCCUGAGUUUGCUGCCUCCAGCACCGACUGGGGCUGGCCAAAGCCAAAGCCCCCUGCCUCCAGCACCAACCAGGACUUGUCUGGAGCAACUCUGAAUCUUUGGACUUGGGCUACUCCAGAGCUGCUAGGACUUGCUCUUUCAUCCUCUGGCUGUUUUUUCCCAGAGGCACUAUUGCUGCCUGGAGUCUUUAGGCCUUUGGCAGCUUUGGCAAAGAUGCCUUCUUGUUACUGUUACAGUGAAGCUCCUUGCAGGGGCAGUAUUAAAUGAAACUCUUAUGGUGUCA